Messenger RNA from Ruditapes philippinarum (Manila clam), 3699 nucleotides. Its product is annotated as zinc finger protein 391-like. Bases 1524 to 3014 code for a protein of 496 amino acids. The transcript has 4 exons. The record is from RefSeq and is a predicted model, not a curated record. Lineage: Eukaryota; Metazoa; Mollusca; Bivalvia; Venerida; Veneridae.
UCGUCCGUCCAUCCGUCGUCCGUCCGUAAACUUUUGCUUUAAAUGACAUCUCCUCAUAAACCACUGAGCCAAUUUCAUCCAAACUUCACAGGAAUGUUCCUUUGGUGGUCACCUUUAAAAAUUGUUCAAAGAAUUUAAUUCCAUGCAGAACUCUGGUUGCCAUGGCAACCGAAAGAAAAAUCUUUAAAUAUCUUCUUUUAAACAACCCUAAGAGCUAGAGCUUAGAUAUUUGGCAUGAAACAUCUUCUAGUGAGUGUCUACCAAGUUUGUUCAAAUAAAAGCCCUGGGGUCAAAAUUGGCCCCGCCCCAGGGGGUCAUUGAUUUUCCCUAUAUGCAUAUAGUAAAAACUUAAAAAAUCUUCUUUUAAAGAACCCAAAGAGCUAGAGCUAAGAUAUUUGGCAUGAAACAUCUUCUAGUGAGUGUCUACCAAGUUUGUUCAAAUAAAAGCCCUGGGGUCAAAAUUGGCCCCGCCCCAGGGGGUCAUUGAUUUUCCCUAUAUACAUAUAGUAAAAACUUAAAAAACCUUCUUUUAAAGAACCCAAAGAGCUAGAGCUAAGAUAUUAAGCAUGAAACAUCUUUUAGUGAGUGUCUACCAAGUUUGUUCAAAUUAAAGCCCUGGGGUCGAAAUUGGCCCCGCCCCAGGGGGUCAUUGAUUUUCCCUAUAUGCAUAUAGUAAAAACUUAAAAAAUCUUCUUUUAAAUAACCAUAAGAGCUAGAGCUUAGAUAUUUGGCAUGAAACGUCUUCUAGUGAAUGUCUACCAAGUUUGUUCAAAUAAAAGCCCUUGGGUCAAAAUUGACCCCGCCCCGGGGGGUCAUUGAUUUUCCCUAUAUGCAUAUAGUAAAAACGUAAAAAAACUUCUUUUAAAGAACCCAAAGAGCUAGAGCUAAGAUAUCUAGCAUGAAACAUCUUCUAAUGAGUGUCUACCAAGUUUGUUCAAAUAAAAGCCCUGGGGUCAAAAUUGGCCCCGCCCCAAAAACUUAAAAAAUCUUCUUUUAAAGAACUCAAAGAGCUAGAGCUAAGAUAUUUAGCAAGAAACAUGUUCUAAUGGGUGUCUACCAAGUAUGUUCAAAUAAAAGCCCUGGGGUCAAAACUGGCCCUACCAGGGGGGGGGGGUCAUUGAUUUUCCUUAUAUGUGUAUAGCAAAAACUUAAAAAUCUUCUUUGAAAAAACCCAAAUAGCUAGAGUUUAGAUAUUAAGCAUGAAACAUCUUUAAGUAAAUAUCUACAAAGUUUGUUCAAAUAAAAGCCCGGGGGUCAAAACUGGCCCUGCCCCAGGGGUGUCAUUGUUUUUAACUAUAUGUGUAUAGUAAAAACUUUAAAAAUCUUCUUUUAAAAUACCCAAUGAGCUAGAACUUAGAUGUUUAGCAUGAAACUUCUUCUUAUGGGUGUCUACCAAGUCUGUUCAAAUAAACAAAUAAAAGCCCUUGGGUAAAAAUUGGCCUGGGGGUGGGGGGGGCUAUAUACAGGUGAGCGACUUCAGGGCCAUCAUGGCCCUCUUGUUUUCAGAUGUAGGUUAAUGAAGUAUGGAACAUGAUUCAAAUCAAGGAAGACAAAAACAUAUUGACGUGAAGUAUGAUCAAAUAACUGUGAAACAAGAAGUUAGUGAUGAAGGAUAUGUUCUAGCUGUCUCUGAUAGUAAAAUAGGCUGUGAUAGAGGUCAGUGUGAAAUUUCAGACAAUAAUCUCUCAAGAGAUAACAAUAGUGCACAAUGUUUAGAUAACAUUUGUUUAUCUGUUGCCAAACCAAAACUUGAGACUGAAAUUUUGGUGGAAAAUGAAGAAUCUGAAGACAAAAAGAGAGAAUCUGAAAACAAUAUUAAAGGACCUGACAAUGAGACAGAAAUAAAAAAAGAACAUGAAUAUGAAAAUACUGUAGACUUUGAUAACACUAAUUUAAACGCAUUAGAAAAUGGGUCUUUAAAGCUUGAAAGGGCAGUCAGUGUUAAGAUAGAAAACAAAGAUGAAACAUAUGAAGAAAUGGAGAUUGCUAACCAACAAUCAAAUGCGGCAGGUGUUAAGGUUGAAACUGUUGAAGCAACAGGAACUAACAAGAGUGUUAAAGAUAACAAAGUGGGUAGUUCUCUGACAGCCAGUAAAACAGAAGAUGUAAUUGAAAAUGGUGAUGAUGGUAAUAUUCCAGGUAUGGUUACAAUGGGAUGUACAGGGAGAGAAAAUCAAGUGGAAAAGAAGGGCUAUGUGUGCCAAGUGUGUAAAAAGACAUUUAUUAAGAAGAGCAGUUUAAGCAGCCAUGAAAUAACACACACUGGGGAGACACCUUUUAAAUGUCAGUUCUGUAAUAAAGGAUUCAAUGUACGAAGUAAUCUGAAUGUUCAUCUGAGAAUACAUACAGGUCAGCGGCCUCAUGUUUGUGAAAUUUGUCAGAAAACUUUCACGCAAGCUGGACAACUUAAAACACAUGAGAGAAUACAUAAAGGAGAGAAACCAUACAGAUGUAACAUGUGUACACGAUCAUUCCGAAGUAGCAGUGCUUUAAUUACACAUCAAAGAACACACACUGGAGAGCGUCCAUUUCCAUGUGACAUUUGUUCAAGGUCAUUCUCAACUUCAACAAGUCUUAAAACACAUCGCAUCACACAUAGCGGUACAAUGUUGUAUGACUGUCCUGUCUGUGGACGACAGUUUAAUCGUAAAAACAACCUCAAUGUUCACAUUAAAAGGCAUAAUAAAAACAGAAGGUUUUCGUGCCCCAAAUGUAGUAAUGGGUUUGUUAUGAGAGCCCAUCUUACGGCGCACUUAAAGCGGACUCAUAAAUUCGAACUGAGUGCUGAUCAAUUGAAUAGUCCUGAAUUCUUAGAUAGUACUGAAGAGUUACACAGUGAAGUGGAAAUAGGGGAAGAUUCUAAUAUUGGAGGAGAAUUCAAAUACAGCCAAGAUAUAGAUAUGAAAAUUGAAGAUCAGUGUGAUAGUUCAUCAGUAGAUUGUGAUAAUAAUGGGUAUCCAGUUAAAGGUAUUAAAAAUGAGGUACAGGAAAUAGGUUAUAUAACACAACAAUGAUAUGAAGUGACAUGAAGUUUGAAGCUAUUUUUAUUUUCGGUGAUAUUUUAUAGUUCAUUGGAAAGUGCACACACGUUUACAUACAGAUUUGGUAUGGAGCUAUGAUCUGGCAUAUCAGUUACCCGGCUAUAAUAAAUUUAAAAUCGAUUUGUACCUAUAAUCACUACACAGAAUCUAGUUUUUUCAUCCUUUCAGUUGAAAAAAACAUCAUAAAUGUGGACAAGCAGCUUUCAAAUUUGCGUCUUGUUUUGAUCUCAGACAUGUCCAAAAUUCAGAGACCUAAUAUCUUUUGCGAUAAGCUGUGCCUUAUCAUAUUUCAAAUAUUUUUCUUGUCUGUGAAAUUAUUUUUAUCUUGAAUAUAUAGUUCAGUCAAAUAUAUAAGACUAUAUAAGAUAUUAUCAUGAAGAAUUAAAUAGUCUAGAAUGAAGAAAAGGUACUUUGUCAGUUGUAUCAUUUUAUUGUCUACACAGAAUCCUGAUAAAUAUCCUUUCAUAUUUUUUGAAUUUUCAUGUUUUUUAUAUUUGUGUUGUUAUCUGAUUUAGGUCCAUAAGGCAAGCAAGGCUUGGUGCACUUUUAAUCAGUUUUAAUUAAAAAAAAUAAAAUUUAUUGUUACUGUCUGUUUCAAUACAUUAUAUCACAGUUAAUUUUUGUUUCUCCUUUCUUUGUUGAUAUCAAUGAAAUAUGU